GAUAACAUUAGAGCAUCAACAAGUAUUCAAAAACGAAUCCAAAGAUGCCAUUUGCAACAAAGCUCAAGGUUGCUAUUAUAGGAGCCGGUCCUGCUGGCCUUGGCGCUGCCAUUGAGUUAAACAAACUCGAAUUUGUCGAGUGGAGAGUGUAUGAACAGGCAACGGCAAUUCGAGAGAUCGGCGCCGGGAUCAGUAUUCAGCCCAGCACCUGGCGAUUGCUUGAGAUCUUAGGCGCAGCCAAAAACUUCCACUCUCGUGAUAUUUACCGGCCAAUAGAUAAUCAUGCUGUUCAGCAUCGUAAUGGUCGGACUGGGGAGCUUCUCUCCAGCCAUGGGCAGGUGGAUACGCCUCUCAAUCAACUCCAUGCACGAACUCUGCGAUCAACGUUACAACAGGCAUUGUUGAAAGAAGUCAAUCCAUCGAAGAUCUCGGUGGCCCACCGGCUACUUAAAGUUAUCAGAAGUCCAUCUGGACGUCUAUCACUGCGCUUUGAAAAUGGGCAUACCGAUGACGUGGAUCUUAUCGUCGGUGCUGACGGCGUUCGUUCGGUGGUUCGAAAUUUUAUCUUUCCCGAGCACAAAAUAAGUUACACGGGGAGGACGUCUUACCGCGCUGUUGUGAAUGAAGAAGACAUCGCACAUCUCAACAUACCAGACGCAGUUACCUUUUGGCAUGGCCCCAACUCCUGGCUUUAUACGUGCGGGCUAGGUAGUGGGAAAUACGAACUCACUUCCAUGGGCCGAGAGCCAGAAAAAGACGCCGAUAAAGUCAGCUGGGGACAGGAUGCCACCGUUGAACAACACACGCAGCAUUUUCAGGAUUUCUCACCAAUUGUCCGACAAGUUGCCGAGUUUUCGAAGGAUAUCAAGCAGUAUGCAAUGUUCGCUGGUCCGAAAUUAAAGGAAAUUACCGCCCUUGGGUCUGUGGUCUUGGUUGGAGAUGCGUCUCACCCUUUAUCUGGCGCUUUUGGAUCCGGGGCUGGUUUUGCUCUCGAAGACGUCUAUACUCUAGGCCAAAGCCUAAAAUGGGCUCAUGAGAAGGGGCUUAGUGUUAAAGCAGCAUUGAACCUAGUUGACCGGAUUCGAUCUCCUCAUUACGCAAGACUGUACGCGAUCUUGGAUGAGUAUGCCGCGACUGAUAAAUCAAUAAGAUCCCACGAUCCACCAUUAUCUUUCGAUGAUGCCGUGUCUAUACUUAUAGCACAAACAUGGAGUCGAAAGGGGCAUUGGAUUUAUAACUACAAGAUCGCUGAUGUUUGUAAAGACGCCAUUGAGGUGGAGAAUGCUCGCCUUUCCGGAAAUGCUUUACCUGAUGAAGUGCAAGAUGGAAACGCGGCGAGUCAGUUCAUUAGUGUGCAGGAAUCCGCAAAAUUGUAAAUCACGAGGGUGCCGUGGAUAAAGGUAAAGCCCGAUGGCGUAGAUCGGAAUUCAAAGCUAC
Talaromyces proteolyticus is the source of this 1437-nucleotide messenger RNA. RefSeq names its product salicylate hydroxylase. Gene Ontology annotation, biological process: secondary metabolite biosynthetic process. The transcript is spliced from 8 exons. Gene Ontology annotation, molecular function: FAD binding. The record is from RefSeq and is a predicted model, not a curated record. Lineage: Eukaryota; Fungi; Ascomycota; Eurotiomycetes; Eurotiales; Trichocomaceae. Bases 45 to 1376 code for a protein of 443 amino acids.